Molecule: messenger RNA, 8454 nt
Organism: Plasmodium vivax (malaria parasite P. vivax)
Lineage: Eukaryota; Apicomplexa; Aconoidasida; Haemosporida; Plasmodiidae
Product: reticulocyte-binding protein 1 (RBP1), putative
Exons: 3
Coding region: 1-8454 (2817 amino acids)
Source: RefSeq, a predicted model, not a curated record
AUGAAAAGGGGGAUUUGCCUAGCAGCGCUUCUUUGCCUGUUCAACUAUUUAGGUGCAGGGCACGGAGAAAAUGCAGAAGAAGACAUAAGGAAUAGCGAAGGGAAAGUAAACUUCUUUUCGCUGGAUUCUAAUUUAAAGAAAAAUAAAAAGUCGAAACAUAAUAGGGUGAAAAGAAGGAACGCGAAAAUUUCGAACUUUCUAAGCCAAAAAGCGUAUGUUAAAGAAACAGAUAACGCAAGUGGAAAAGACGCUGAAGGAUCACGUCCGUCUCAUGAUUCAUCGUUUGUUAACUUAAACGGUCAUGUCGAUGGAAAAAGUUUAUCAUACAGCGUUCAUGUAAAAGAAAGUACACCACAUAGUACUACGCGGGAGAGCACGGAAAAGGGAAAAGAAAAUGAGAAAAUACAGGGUGUCCUAAGCUCUUUUGUGCAAAGCCAAGAAGGGGGAGAAUCAGACGAUUUGGAGGGAAUGUACAAUUCUAUAGUUGAUAUGAGCGAGAAACUGAAAGAAAAUGAUAAGUAUAACCUAGUGUUUGACAUGGAGAUUGAUUUUGUUGACUUACAAUUUUUUAAUCUAAUUCUGGAGCUGAUUCCAAAGGACAGUCAAUACCAUACCUACUAUGAGGAAACACUUAAACAGCAAGUUACAGAAUACACAAAUUCGUUGAAAACGUUAAUGGAUUCAUGCAUAUCUGAAAAAGAUCAAAUGAUCAUAUUAGAGUAUGAGAUUAAUUAUGCCAAGAGGAAGUCCAUAGAAACAGAGACGUUGGGUGAUAAGGAAACAAAACUCUCAGCAGUAUCUCAAGCCUAUGCAAAACAUCUAGAAUCGUAUAAGGGAGUAUUAAAGCCCAAAUUAAAUGAUAUAAAAAAUAAUGCCUUUUCAGUUUUGAAGGAUUCCUACUGUAAGGAUAACUGUGGGGAAUAUGUGCAGAAAUAUAAUACAAUGCGCAAGAAUUUUAUAUCAAGUUCAGAUCAGUAUAAAAUGGAAGCAUAUAUGUACAUUCCGAAGAGCAUUAACGAUUAUACAGUGCUAGAUAAAAUUUUAUCAGAAUCUAACGAACUAGGUAUAGACAUUCAAGAAACUGUUAAUUCGCUGAAGCUGUUAGGAGAAGAAAUUAGUGAAGUUUCCCAUUUGUAUGUCAUUAACAGUACGUUAAUUGACGAUGCAGCCAAAAAAUUAGAAUCCAUAAAUGAAGAGGACGAAUCUGCAGAAAUAGAUUUACAAAAAUUUGAAGAUAAUUCCAAAGCGCUAGCAAACAACUACUGCAUUUUUCAAUACAUAAAAACGCUUAACGAACCAAUUAAGAAAGCAUAUGAAAGUAAGGUAAUAAAAUCUAAUGAACUACUGUCUACCAUUAUAGACACGUUAGGAAAAAGUGCUACUGCGCUGCAGGAGUCGACAUUUAAUCAAGAGGAGUGCAAUAAAAUUAAAACCGAAGCGGAAAAAGUAAAAGAUGACGCUGAAGAUAUAUACGAAAAAAAUGAACAGAUAUACUACGAAAUUCCAGAAAGUGAGGACGAAACAAUAGCUGAUAAGAUAAACGAUCUUCAGUACCUUAUAGACCAAAUGAAUGAAUAUAAAGAUGAAAUAGUAAACAAUUCGGAGUUCAUUUCUAAUAGAUAUAAAAAUAUAUACGAAAACUUAAAAGAAACGUAUGAAACGGAAUUAAAUGAUAUAGGACAACUAGAAAACGACACAUCAAAAGUAAAUUUUUAUUUGAUGCAAAUAAGAAAAAUUAACACUGAGAAAACCAAAAUAGAUGAAAAAAAAAUAUAUGAACUGAAGAUAGAGUUUGAAAAAAGCGUCACAGAAAUAAAUCGAUUACAGGAUGGGGAAUCUGCGCGUGAUUUACAUGAAGAACAGAUCAAAGAGAUAUUAGACAAGAUGGCGAAAAAGGUGCAUUAUUUAAAAGAACUUCUCUCCUUAAAAGGGAAAUCAAGUGUGUACUUCACCGAAAUGAAUGAAUUGCUCAACACAGCAUCGUAUGACAAUAUGGAGGGGUUUAGCGCUAAGAAGGAGAAGGCGGACAAUGACAUUAAUGCUCUAUAUAAUUCUGUGUAUAGGGAAGAUAUAAAUGCUCUCAUCGAAGAAGUUGAAAAAUUUGUAACCGAAAAUAAAGAAAGCACUCUGGAGAUGCUAAAAGAUGAAGAAAUGGAAGAGAAGCUACAGGAUGCCAAAGAAACUUUUGCUAAAUUAAAUUUUGUUAGCGAUGACAAGCUGACAGAUGUGUACACCAAAAUGAGUGCAGAAGUGACUAAUGCUGAAGGGAUCAAAAAAGAAAUUGCGCAAAAACAAUUCGAAAAUGUUCAUAAAAAAAUGAAAGAAUUUUCGGAUGCGUUUUCCACAAAAUUUGAAGCGUUGCAAAACAGCAUGCAGCAGUACAAUCAGGAGGGAGACGCGAUAGAAAAGCAUAAGCAAAAUAGAUCCGAAAAGGAGGAGGAAUAUUUUAAAAAUGAAAGCGUAGAAGAAGAUCUAUCCAGGGAAGAAACAGAAGAGCAAGAAUACACUAAACAUAAGAAUAAUUUUUCCAGACGGAAAGGUGAAAUAUCAGCAGAAAUUACCAACAUGAGGGAAGUCAUAAAUAAAAUUGAGAGCCAAUUAAACUAUUACGGGGUUAUUGAAAAAUAUUUCUCCCUCAUUGGCGAUCAGAAUGAAGUGUCAACGGCUAAAGCGUUAAAGGAAAAGAUUGUUAGUGAUAGUUUGAGGGACAAAAUAGACCAGUACGAGACAGAAUUCAAAGAGAAAACCAGUGCAGUGGAAAAUACCGUCUCAACUAUUCAAAGUUUAAGUAAGGCAAUAGAUUCACUUAAACGUUUAAAUGGUAGCAUAAACAACUGCAAAAAAUAUAACACAGAUAUUGAUCUUUUGAGGAGCAAAAUAAAAACUCUACGAGAAGAGGUACAAAAGGAAAUUGCCGAAACGGAGGGCGAUAAAGUGGUGGGCGAAAAUACCACUGCGUUACUUUUAAAAAGCUUAAGAGACAAAAUGGGAAAGAUAAACGAGAAAUUGAACGAUGGUAGACUAAACAGUUUAGACACUAAAAAAGAAGAUCUGCUGAAGUUUUACUCAGAAUCGAAGUCGAAAAUUCAUUUGAGCAAAGACCAAAAGGGGCCACAAGAUCCGUUGAAUAGAAUUGACGAAUGGGAAGACAUCAAAAGGGAAGUAGACGAACUAAAUGUUAAUUACCAGGUGAUUAGCGAAAAUAAAGUUACGCUAUUUAAAAAUAACUCUGUCACUUAUAUAGAGGCAAUGCAUAGCCAUAUAAAUACUGUUGCUCAUGGAAUAACGAGCAAUAAGAAUGAAAUUUUGAAGUCCGUAAAGGAAGUAGAAGAUAAACUAAACCUCGUUGAACAGAAUGAAGAUUACAAAAAGGUUAAAAAUCCAGAAAAUGAGAAGCAAUUAGAAGCCAUAAGGGGAUCCAUGAGCAAGCUCAAGGAAGUGAUCAACAAACACGUCAGCGAAAUGACCCAACUGGAGAGCACAGCAAACACUUUAAAGAGCAAUGCCAAGGGAAAGGAAAACGAACACGAUCUGGAAGAGCUAAAUAAGACAAAGGGACAAAUGAGGGAUAUUUAUGAAAAGUUGAAGAAGAUAGCGGAGGAACUAAAGGAAGGAACAGUAAACGAAUUGAAGGAUGCAAAUGAAAAAGCAAACAAAGUAGAAUUAGAGUUUGAGAGGAACAUUAUUGGGCACGUUUUAGAACGGAUUACAGUAGAAAAGGACAAAGCUGGAAAGGUUGUUGAAGAAAUGAAUUCUCUCAAAACUAAAAUUGAAAAAUUGAUACAGGAAACAAGUGAUGAUUCACAAAAUGAAUUAGUCACAACGAGUAUUACAAAACAUUUAGAGAAUGCAAAGGGGUAUGAGGAUGUAAUAAAACGAAAUGAAGAAGAUUCAAUUCAGUUGAGGGAGAAGGCGAAAAGUCUGGAGACAUUGGAUGAAAUGAAAAAACUAGUUCAGCAGGUUAACAUGAAUUUGCAAAGUGCUAUACAAGGCAAUGCUGGUAUAAGCAAAGAGCUGAAUGAGCUUAAAGGCGUUAUCGAAUUGUUGAUAUCAACGAAUUAUAGCAGCAUUUUAGAAUAUGUAAAGAAAAAUUCCAGCGAGUCUGUCCGUUUUAGUCAGCUAGCCAAUGGGGAAUUUACAAAGGCUGAAGGUGAAGAGAAAAACGCAAGUGCCAGAUUUGCGGAGGCAGAGAAGUUAAAGGAACAAAUUGUCAAAGAUUUAGACUACAGUGACAUAGAUGAUAAGGUAAAAAAAAUUGAGGGAAUCAAAAGAGAAAUUUUAAAGAUGAAAGAAAGUGCACUAACAUUUUGGGAAGAGUCAGAGAAGUUUAAACAAAUGUGCUCUUCACAUAUGGAAAAUGCUAAAGAGGGGAAGAAAAAAAUUGAGUAUUUAAAAAAUAAUGGGGAUGGAGGAAAGGCCAACAUAACGGAUAGCCAAAUGGAGGAGGUAGGUAACUAUGUUAGCAAAGCUGAGCACGCCUUUCACACAGUAGAAGCACAGGUAGACAAAACUAAAGCCUUUUACGAAUCCAUCGUAGCUUAUGUAACGAAGAUGGACAACCUGUUUAACGAAUCGUUAAUGAAAGAAGUGAAAGUGAAGUGUGAAAAAAAGAAUGAUGAAGCGGAGCAAAUAUUCGGCCAAAUUAAAACCGUAGAUGGUAGAAUUAAAGCGCGAGUGAGUGAGAAUGAAAGAAAAAUAAGCGAAUUGAAGGAAAAAGCCAAAGUUGAGAAAAAGGAAUCCUCGCAACUUAACGAUGUUUCCACGAAGUCGUUAUUACAAAUAGAUAAUUGCAGACAACAGCUUGACAGCGUUUUGUCAAACAUUGGAAGGGUGAAACAAAAUGCACUUCAAUAUUUCGAUUCGGCUGAUAAAUCGAUGAAGUCCGUUUUGCCUAUAAGCGAAUUGGGUGCCGAAAAAUCGCUAGACAAAGUAAAAGCGGCUAAGGAAAGUUAUGAGAAAAAUUUGGAAACCGUUCAAAAUGAAAUGAGUCGUAUUAAUGUGGAAGAAGGAAGUCUGACCGACAUAGACAAAAAAAUAACUGACAUAGAAAAUGACUUGCUAAAAAUGAAGAAACAAUAUGAAGAAGGGUUACUACAAAAGAUUAAAGAAAAUGCGGAUAAGAGGAAGAGUAAUUUCGAAUUAGUAAGAAGCGAAAUAAACGCCUUGCUGGAUCCAAGCACGUCUAUUUUUAUUAAAUUAAAAUUAAAGGAAUAUGACAUGACCGGCGAUUUAAAAAAUUACGCUGUUAAAAUGAAUGAAAUUCAUGGUGAAUUUACCAAAUCGUACAAUUUGAUAGAAACCCAUUUGUCCAAUGCUACAGAUUAUUCUGUGACGUUUGAGAAGGCCCAAAGUUUAAGGGAACUAGCAGAGAAGGAAGAAGAACAUCUCAGAAGAAGAGAGGAGGAAGCGAUCAAACUGCUGAAUGAUAUUAAAAAGGUGGAAUCGUUAAAACUGCUAAAAGAAAUGAUGAAAAAGGUGAGUGCCGAAUAUGAAGGUAUGAAAAGAGACCAUACGAGUGUUAGUCAGCUUGUACAGGAUAUGAAGACAAUUGUUGAUGAGCUGAAAACACUGAAUGAUAUAAGCGAAUGUUCGAGCGUGCUAAACAAUGUAGUUAGUAUAGUUAAAAAGGUUAAAGAGUCGAAACAUGCAGACUAUAAGAGAGACGCGAAUAGCAUGUAUGAAAGUAUGGUAACUCUGGCAAAUUAUUUCCUAAGCGAUGAGGCUAAAAUUUCAUCAGGAAUGGAAUUCAAUGCGGAAAUGAAAUCCAAUUUUAAGACAGACUUAGAGUUGGAGAUCUUUUCGGUAAUAUCCAAUUCGAAUGAACUUUUAAAAAAAAUAGAACAGGAUUCAAAUGAUGUAAUACAAAAGGAAAGAGAAAGUGAACAGCUAGCUAAGGAUGCCACUGAUAUUUAUAAUGUGAUAAAACUAAAAAAUGAAUUUAACGAAAAGUUGGAAGAAGCCAAGAACAAAGAAGAGGUCGUUUCGGAAAAGGUAAGGGAAGCAUUGAAGAGACUGAGUCAAGUGGAAGGAAUAAGAUGCCACUUUGAAAAUUUCCAUAGGUUACUAGACAAUACAGAGGAGCUUGAAAAUUUAAAAAAAAUGGUUACCAUCUACCGGGAUAAGAAAAGCGAAGCGCCGAAAGAAUCAGGGUUGCAAGAAAUGGAGAACGAAAUGAACACCUAUAGUAACUCCAUAACACAGUUAGAAGGAAUAGUCGUAUCAGCCGGGGAAUCCAAAGAAGACAUUGAAAAAUUGGAAAGAUCCAAUGAAGAAAUGAGAAAUAUUAGCGAAAAGAUAAGCACAAUAGAUUCGAAGGUUAUCGAAAUGAACUCAACUAUUGAUGAGUUGUACAAAUUGGGAAAAAACUGUCAGGCCCACUGGAUUUCCCUGAUCAGUUAUACUGCGAAUAUGAAAACGUCCAAAAAGUUAAUAAUGAUUAAUAAAGAAAAGGAGAACACGGAAAAGUGUGUAGACUACAUUAAAGACAAUUCGUCCUCCACAGACGGUUAUGUCGAAACGUUGAAAGGGUUUUACGGUAGUAAGCUUACAUUUAGCAGCGCAUCCGAAAUUGUGCAAAAUGCAGACACAUAUUCCGUGAAUUUUGCGAAACACGAAAAGGAGUCUUUAAAUGCGAUAAGGGAUAUAAAAAAGGAAUUAUAUUUAUUCCACCAAAAUAGCGAUAUUAGCAUUGUAGAGGGAGGCGUCCAAAAUGUGCUGGCACUUUAUGAUAAGCUGAACGAGGAAAAAAGAGAAAUGGAUGAACUGUACAGAAAUAUAAGUGAAACUAAGCUGAAGCAAAUGGAACACAGCACUGACGUGUUUAAGCCCAUGAUAGAAUUACACAAAGGAAUGAAUGAAACGAAUAAUAAGUCUUUGCUGGAGAAAGAAAAGAAACUAAAAAGCGUGAACGACAAUAUGCACAGUAUGGAAGCUGAGAUGAUUAAAAAUGGCCUUAAAUACACCCCAGAAAGUGUGCAAAAUAUUAACAACAUAUACAGCGUUAUUGAAGCUGAGGUGAAAACGCUGGAAGAAAUUGACCGUGAUUAUGGCGAUAAUUACCAAAUCGUGGAAGAGCACAAGAAGCAAUUUUCCAUUUUAAUCGACAGAACGAACGCGCUAAUGGAUGACAUUGAAAUUUUUAAAAAGGAAAACAAUUACAAUUUAAUGGAAGUAAACACAGAAACGAUACACAGAGUAAACGAUUAUAUAGAAAAGAUCACCAAUAAGUUAGUACAAGCCAAAACGGAGUAUGAACAGAUCCUGGAAAAUAUAAAACAAAACGAUGAUAUGCUACAGAAUAUUUUUCUCAAAAAAGUAAGUAUUAUCGAAUACUUUGAAAACGUAAAGAAGAAAAAAGAAUCUAUAUUGAACGAUUUAUAUGAACAGGAAAGGCUGCUCAAAAUAGGGGAACACUUAGAUGAGAUUAAGCGUAACGUGACAGAGACACUGAGUAGUUAUGAAAUUGAUCAAAAAAUGGAAAUGAUGUCUAAAAACCUUCUAGAGAAAAAAAGCAAAAUGAUGAAUUACACUUCCAUUUAUGAGUUGGAGAGAGAAGCGAACGAAAUAAACAGGGAUGCUAAACAAAUAAAAGAUGAUGAUACAAUACUUAAUAGUGUUUUAGAAGCUGCCAUUCAGAAGAGGGGAGAUAUGGACGCGAUCUUCAGUCAGAUGUCUGCAGAUAGAAAUCCAAAUGAAUAUAAAUCUGCAGAGAAGUACAUGAAUGAAGCGAAUGAAAUAAUUCGCCAAUUAGAAGUAAAGCUUCGAGAAAUAGGCCAACUAGUACAGGAUAGUGAAAGCAUAUUAUCAGAAAUGAAUUCUAAAAAGAGCGCUAUAGAAAAGGAAAAGACAGCUAGGGCUUUGAGAACUAGUGAAAAUAAUAGAAGAGAAGAGGAAGAAAGGGCACGUGUGCAAGAAAUGAGCAUGAAUAAUGAUCCCACGCAAAGUGAAACAACUCAUUCGGAGGGAUCCAUCGGUGAAGGAAAAGAAUCAGACUCGGAUGAAACAGGUUUAACACACGAUGCAGGUGCAGAUGAAGAUUCUACUAGCUCGGCAAAAGGGGCACAUGAAUUAGAAGAGGAGGAAACUACAGCACCUAUGGAAGAAACCGAGAUGAAUGACAAUACCCUUCUAGGGUAUGACACUACCAGAAGUGAUGAACCUGAUAUGCAUACAGAGAACACCCAGGAUGGUACCUAUCAGGAUACGUCAAAUUCCAGCGAUGAAGCAGAUAUUUUGAACGGCAAGUUCAAUUUUAAUAAUGUCAAAUAUGCAGGAGCAUUCGUUUUACUGUGUACGAGCGCAGUUAUAGGGGCUAUUAUAGCACAUAAGAAAGAUGACCAAGAGGAGCUUAAUAAUGGCGUGGAAGACGAUAGGGUGUUUGAAGUUAAAAAGAGCAUGAACCCAGAAAACAAAGAAGAAAUCAUUGAUGUUUCUUUUGUUGAUAUUGAGUAUUAA